This is a messenger RNA of Cucumis sativus (cucumber), 850 nucleotides long. Its product is annotated as protein EMB-1. The transcript has 2 exons. Gene Ontology annotation, biological process: response to abscisic acid. Bases 268 to 543 code for a protein of 91 amino acids. The record is from RefSeq and is a predicted model, not a curated record. Lineage: Eukaryota; Viridiplantae; Streptophyta; Magnoliopsida; Cucurbitales; Cucurbitaceae. Gene Ontology annotation, cellular component: cytosol.
UGUAGGAUUUUAGGACCGCUUUUUUCUUAACACGUGUCAUCGAAAAGGAGACUAGAAGAAAUAUUUUGACUGAGUAAGCACCUACGUGUCAGGCAGAGAAUGUUCUACAAUUCGCUAUCAGCCACGUAGACAGUCCAGAGUGUCCAUUUUUGCCUUCUUUCUGGGAGGUAAGAGUGGUAAAAUUCUAUUUAAACCAAAAGGACAAGAAGAAAUGGAUAUAGAAAUUUGAAUAUUCUGUUGGUCAAAGCUUAAGUAUUUGGAAAAGAGAUGUCGUCGGAGCAGGAAAGAGGUAAACUCGACGCCAGGGCCAGGCAAGGGGAGACUGUCAUCCCCGGUGGAACCGGAGGCAAAAGUCUUGAAGCUCAGGAGCACCUUGCUGAAGGGCGGAGCCGUGGGGGCCAAACAAGGAAGGAGCAGCUGGGACACGAAGGAUACCAAGAGAUGGGCCGUAAAGGAGGGCUAAGCAACACAGGUAUGUCUGGAGGAGAACGUGCUGCUGAGGAAGGUGUUGAGAUUGACGAAUCCAAGUUCAGGAAUAAAUAAAAAAUACAAAAACCACCCUUUCACAAUGUGUCUUCAAUCUAAACUUCUAUGUUCCAUUUUCAUCUUUAGUUUCUUUUUUUUGUUUUUUUAGUUUCUACUUUCCCUAAAAGUGUCUAGAAUAAAUAAUUGUAUUUCAAGGCUUUAUAGCCUACUUCAGGUCUGUAUAUCGAUGUUUCUGCCUUGAGUGAGCAGUUAAAGUCGGUCUUUUUCUAGUGUAUCUGCCUACAAAUGCCACAUAUGGCUAAACAUAAGGGAUAUGGAUAUGCAUAUCUUUAUUGAGGAUGGUUAAAAUGAAACAUUCCCAAAA